GGUCAAGGAAGGAAGGACCGCGGAGGCAGCCAUGUUUGUUUGCUAGUAUCUGAAAAUCAGCUGAUAUUUCAGCAAGAACACUGUUAAACAUGUCUUAUAACGCAGAAAGACCCACGGGAGAUCCUGAUGUAUCAGAAUCCACCUCUGGUGGAUUUUUCUCCAGUGAUUUUCAAAGGUAACUUCCCUCCACUCUGCAUGAUAUUUUCUGCGGAUUCAAUCUCGAUCGUUGUCACGUGUUUCGAUUUUUUAAAAUUCACUAUAACCUGUGUUGUGAUUGUAGGCAUGACGACUUGAAAGCGAUGUUGGAUAGCUCGAAGGAUAACCUAAAACUUGACGCUAUGAAGCGGAUAGUAGGAGUAGGUUGACACUUAUUUUGGUACAAGCUCUUGGAACUCGUGCUUGUCAUCUUAUCUUUCAUCUUUCAGCACUAAUCAGGGUCACUUAUCGUGAAAUUGAACACGUCCCAGGCCAGGAUGACCCCAUCCCACACCUUACAGUACUUGUUUCCUUUAGGAAGUGCUCGUUUAACAGUAUUGCUCAUUAUAUAUAUACCUGUAGUUUGACAAAUAAAAUUCAUUCUCAUCAAUGCUUAAAACAAAAGUCUGAGAUUACUCAUUUUGAGGUCACUUUCCAGUAAGCUCGAAGUUAUUUACUGGCUUGAUAUACUCCUUGUGAGUUCGGGAAGUCGAAGAGCAAUUGCUCAUCUCUUUGUCAUGUUAAGCUUCUGGACGAGUCAAAAAGCUUCAAGAAUUCAUGAAAUUCUGUCUCCGGGUCAGCCAUAGUGCUAAUUUUUAAACAUUCGAAGUCCACAUGAAGGCAACUUAUUAUCCUUUGAAAGCUACAAAAUCAUAACAUUGAAUGUUCUGGGCACAAUGCACACUCAGCAUUGCGUUGAUAUUCAGGAAUGGUCGAUCUCAGGUGCUCUCAUGCGAGACAACUAAUCAUGAAAGUGUCUAUACCUGAGUGACAUAUUUGCAUGUCGUAGUGCCCAGGAUAACUCGUUCCUUACACUACGUGUAAUCCACAAGUUAAAAAGGCCACAGAAGCCUGAAACUGGUAUCAAAGGUGGCUUUAGUUUCAAGAAAUGGAACAUGAAUUUCCAUUUGGAAUAUUCCGACCUGGAAAAAUCGGACUACCUUUUCAGACAUUCCAUUGCUCUCGAAAAUUUUCCACUGAAACGAUCCAACAAGUCUUGUUCCAUUUACUUUCCAAUCGGAUUUUCUGGAAACUUUUUGAACAUUGGAAACAACCACUUAUUGAUGGAGAAUUGGCUUUUGUUGCUCUUUGAACUAUACAAUAACAACAACUUUAUUCAGUAAUAAGGAACAGAUCAUUGACUUAUAAUCACUACCAGACUCUGUAAGUUAGCAUAUAUCAAGGUCCUCAGAUGUAUUUUUUCUGUUUUAUAGAUGAUGGCUGAUGGUAGAGACAUGUCAGAUCUGUUUGCAGCUAUUGUAAAGAAUGUUGUUUCAAAGAAUGUUGAGGUAUUACAAUGUAAUUAGAACAGUAUUGAAAGCAUCAGUUCAUAAUGAUAUCGUAUUGGCCCUUUGAUAUAAUUCUCAGAAUUGAAGCAUAACAUAAUUAUGUUACAAUUCAACUUAAACUAAGCAGAGGAUGGCAGUGUCACCACCUAGGGCUGGCCACUGAAGAUUUUCCUUUUCCAUGAGCAUAACCCCUUGCUACUUUCACAAGAAACAAAUGGAAAAGAAAACCAAAAGUAUUCCCCAGCUGUUAAAUUCCCUGUGUUCAAAUUGAGUACAGUCGUGAAAACUUUCAUGUGCGACCAUCUCUUGUAUGCAACCACCACUUACAGCUAUCUAAACCACCAAAAUUUUCUCAGUCAAAGCCUUAGUUGGACCUCUCAUGAACGAUCACCUCUUGUAAUAAUAUUGACCACAACAACUUUUGGGGGUGACAAUUUUAUAAUUUUUUAUUAUUUUUAACCUCUUUUUUAACAGCCACUUUACUCAUGUUCUAAUCUCUGUGUUUGCUCUAUUACUAUGCUACUCAGAUAAUACAAAGAACUUUUAGUGAUGGCAUGGAACUACAUAUAUUACUGAACUUAGAAACUCAAACUGCAUACAAUAAAUCCUCUUCCAAAAAAAAUUUUUGUUUUGAUUGCUCCUUAGAAAAGUUUUCUCAGGGUUUGAUUCUUGUUUGCUAAGCAACCACCUCCUGUAAGCGACCAACAAAUCUCCGAAUUUUGGGUGGUCCCUCACAGUAGGUUUGACUAUAUGUGGCAACUUGAAAUCUUAGUGACUGCCCUGCAUGCCCCUAUAUGAGUACUGAUCAUUCCAUUCUGAAAUUUGUGUAUUAUCUUCUACAGAUCAAGAAGCUGGUGUAUUUAUAUCUAGUUAGAUAUGCUGAGGAACAGCAGGAUUUAGCCCUACUGUCUAUCAGCACUUUUCAGAAAGGUUUGAAGGUUAGUCACGGUUUCUUCAGGAGUUUAGAUUAGUGAUGACUGGUGUAUACCAUUAUGAUUUAUAAAGGGGUGUCUGAAAUUAGUUAGUCUCUUAGUGACUUCUGAUAAACUGCUAGAUCCUUGCUCCAAAUUGCAUUGUAUGUUAUUAUGAAUCAAAAAUAAGUAUAUUGUGACACAUAUGUAAGCUACGGUUUCACUCAGUUAUGGUUUUUUUUUUUUUUUUUUUUUUUAUGUAACAUACUCUUUGUAUGCAACUUGUAAGAUUUAGUAUUUGUUGUCUUCUUUCCCAGGAUCCUAACCAGCUGAUCCGGGGAAGUGCGCUACGAGUGCUGUCAAGUAUUAGGGUUCCAGUGAUUGCACCAAUUAUGAUGUUAGCAAUUAAAGAGGUUAGCAAAGAUGACUUUACUUUACUUUUUUUUUUUUGGAGAGGUCCAACUGCACUAGUCCUAUGAUUAGAAGCUCUAAGUUUUGGCCAGUCCAGUCACAUUUUGUACAAGAUCAGGACUUGUUGACAACUGCAUAGUUCAAGCAUUGUUUCAGAGGCAUAAAAAUUUUAAGAAAAAUGUUUAACACACUGAAAAAGAAUUUUGUGAUUUACUGAAAAAGGAGUAAGGGUUGGAGGAGAUGGGGAUAUGAAGAGUUUAAUAACAAGUUCCAACUCUUAGGUGGUGAAAUGUGGUUCUAACCCAGCACCAUGCAUAUCAAUUGUUUUUAUAGGAUGAACUGAUAUCAAAGUGUUAAAUUCUUAUCUGUAGGGUGUGAAUGAUAUGUCACCUUAUGUGCGGAAAACUGCAGCUCAUGCCAUCCCUAAGCUUCACAGGUAUUAUUUUUAAUGUUUGUUGGUUAUGCAGUGGUUCAACUUUUACUAAGGCUUAAAACGUUUUAACUUCACAUUCCUUUCUCUAAAUUCAUUACCAUGCUUAAUGUGAGACAGGGAAGAUCAAUUUGAUAAAAAUUUCCAUUGAAAAAGUAAAGCAACAGUUAUACUUUGUUCUUAAGUUGUCUCCCUCCUUUUUCCAGUCUGGAUCCUGAGCAAAAAGAUUAUCUCAUUGAAGUUAUAGAGAAGCUUCUCAAGGAUAAGACAACGGUAAAGAAUUUUGAUUGUUUAUAAGCUACAAUCCUGCUCAUUUUUUGUAGGAUGAUACUUAUGAGUUGGCAGUUCUGUCUUCCUGUACUUCCCGAGUCUAGAGUUUUGUCAUUUUUAACAGAUAUGACUUGUUGAAGUUAACUCUGACCACUUGUUGUUAAAAGGCAUUUUUGAAUGUGUAGUGUUUAUGGCAAAAGAUAAUAAUAGAUUUUAUAAUAAUAAUAAUAAUAAUAAUAAUUUUUUUUUUAAUAAUACAAAACUUUAAUAAGAAAAAAAAAUAGAAUUUACAGAUUCAAGAAUAGAAAUAUUAAGAUAUAUAAUAUGUACAAUAAUAAAAGGGUUCUCGUAAAAUGACUAUCUAAAGACUACUAAUAACAAUUAUAAAAAGCAUCAAAAAGUUAAUAAAAAAAAAAAAAAAACUAUUUAAAAAUAAUAAUUUGAUAAAAGUUACUACUUAAAUUCUGGCUUACUUUGUAAUGUUUCAGAUAUAUUAGCUGCUCUUUCUUUGCUUUGUUUUGACACCUCUGGCUUGGCAAAGGAAGAGCCUUAUCCAAGAUACUUUAUCAGUGGUCAUCUCUUUCUUUAACUUAAAAAUCUAUUGAGAACCCUGAAUAAGCUUUAAAGACCAAGGUUGAAUGUGAUUCCAAAACCCGCCUGCUGUAUUGCCUCUUCUUCUCAUUUUAUAUUGGAAUAUCUGGGACAUGUCUUGAUUGCGUUUAGAUGGGCUUGGGUUUUUAUGAUGAAUGUGUCUGUCCCAAAACCCCAAGCAUAACAGGGUCGGGCAUAGGGACAUAAUAAUAAUAAUAAUUAAUAGUAGCAAGUAAAAGAAUAGAUUGUCUUUUUGAUAAAUAGAAAUGAAUAUUUUCCCAAGUGGACUUGGUUUUUUUAUGAUGUAUUUUCAACAACAUUUUAAGGAGACAAGGAUAGAUUGUCUUUUGAUAAAUCCUUAAAAUUUUUGGUCACAUUUUCAACAACAAUUUCUUCGGUCUUAUUUACAGUGCAAACCAUUGACUCAUAUUUUAAAAAAUUAUCGCAGCACUCUUGUUUAUUGAUAUUCCCUUUUUGUUUAGCUUGUUGCAGGCAGUGCUGUGAUGGCCUUUGAAGAUGUUUGCCCUGAUAGAAUUGAUUUAAUACACAAGAACUACCGCAAAUUAUGUAACCUGUUGAUUGAUAUAGAUGAAUGGGGGCAGGUAGCAGUGAUUCAUAUGUUGACGAGAUAUGCUCGAACACAGUUUGUUGAUCCAAAUAAAGAGGUGAGGAUUUCUUUAAAGGGUUAGUUUUCAGGCUAGUAUCCUGGUUACUGUCCCCUUGGUGAACAGUUACAUGUAGAAGUUCUAUUUUAUUUUUCUGGUGAAGACUCAACACCUUGACAUAGUUGAUUUACUUGCUUAGUGACAAGACUUAAAGUUUUAGAUGCCAUUUUUAGAAAAAUGACAGGGAUAAUGAAACAAAUAAAAAUGGAAGCACAAGGACAACUGGUAAGAGGCGAAGAACAAAUCCAGCUAGCAGUCUGGGAAGGAAUUGAACUCAGGUCCUUGAAUUUACAAGUCAAGCUCUUAAACCACUCAGCCACACUGCCUCCUAUGGAAAUCACUUUUAAUUAUGCCCUCAUCAUGGUCUUGAAAUAUAUCUUGCUAUUUCAUGUGACAAAAUCUAUUGCAGCCUGAAUCAGAUGAGUUUUACCCAAAGUCUGAUCAUUCUGAUGAUUCUGAAGAUGAUGACGAUGAUGAAGAUGGGUCUGUGAAGAUUUCUAAAAAGAAGACUUAUGUUAUGGAUCCUGAUCACCGUCUACUCUUGAGAUCAUGCAAACCACUUCUCCAAAGCAGAAAUGCUGCGGUGAGCUUUGUUAUGUAUGAACUUUUGUGUUUAGUUUAAGAAUAGCACCCCCCAAAGUGUGUUGAUUAAAGUUCCAAAAGGCCAGAACUGCUUGGCUGGAUCGGUGAUUUUGGAAAUGAAAUGGGCUUUUUUCAAGAGUUUUCACAAAAAGCUCAUCACUGCUGUGCACACAGUUUAAGAAUAGACUGACUUGGCUGGAGUUUUCUGAUUGACACUGAAAUUCUCUUAACAACUCGACUUGUCUUGCCGAUUUGUUCCAACGUUACUGAUGGUAGCACCAUAAGUAUACCAGAUCUUUAGUCCAGGUUUGGUAAAUCUGCGACAGUUUGUGAUACUUAAAGGUUUAUUUAUUAACAGGUUGUUAUGGCAGUUGCAAGGGUUUAUCAUCACUUGGCACCCACAAAUGAAGUUGGCAUCGUAGCUCGCUCUCUGGUCAGACUUCUUAGAAGUCACAGGUGGGAUAACAUGCACUAAAAACUUUACUUCCUAUUUUCUUAAUACAGCAAUAAUAAAAUGAAAUUGUUGGGAAAUUUUUUUAAUGUUGUUAAUUUUUCAACUGAGUUUUAAGUGUUUUCAUGCUUAUUGGUGUUUUUAUAUUUUCCUUUUUAGAGAAGUGCAAACUGUUGUGCUCAGCAAUAUUGCUACAAUGUCAUCCACUAGAAAGGUAAUGAUAGUUUACAGAAAAUAUGCAAAAUACAUUUUUUCCUUUAAUACAACCCAGACAAAUAUUUAAUGAAUAUCAUUCUAAUAAAAUUCAGGGCAUGUGAUAAUAUGAUAAGUUCUAUUGUCUUAUACCCUAAGUUAAUGUUGUGGACACCUGAUCUGUUUGUUUUGUCCCACUCAAUGUGGUAAUCUACUAUUACUAACAUUUUCUUUUCCUGGAAUUUUUUCAUUUUUCAGGGGUACGUAGCAUUGAUUUUUGGUUUAUUAUAUUUUUGCAGGGAAUGUUUGAACCCUACCUCAAAGGCUUCUUUGUUCAUUCAAGUGAUCCAACUCAUAUAUGUUUGUUAAAGGUGCUCAGAUGCAUUCAUUGGAUUUAACAAGCAUAAUGUUUAGCAGUGAUAGAAACUGUCAAUAUAAUAAUAUUAUUGUAUAUUUAAUUUUUUAGAACAGAGUCACUUCAAGGUAUAAGCCCAUACUUCAGAAAUAAACACCACAUCAAUCCCACUAAAGCAAACCUUGUGUAGAUGGGCUUCCCCAUACAUGCACAUUUAAAACAGCUAACAGCCUGUGUUUUUGAAACUUUCUGAAUGAUAUACUGUAAUUUACAGUUGAAACAAAAAUUUAUUCCCAACUGCAACAACUCUGAACCAUAAAUUAAAGUAGUGGUAAUGUAGGAUGUAUCAAAAUAAUAACAAUUCAUUGCGUCAUUUUAAUAUUCUUUUUCUGUCUUCUUUUCAGCUUGAAAUUAUGACUAAUAUUGCAGGAGAGACAAGUAUUGGGACUAUACUUAGAGAAUUUCAGGUCCUUAAGUCAACAGCUGUUAUUUAAUAUCAUAUUUUCUUGAAACGUAUACUGUAUGUUAUUAUUAAUAUUACAUGUAUAAUUUUUAUCGUUAUUUGUAAUAUUGCUAUUUACAUUUACUUAAUUUUUUUUCCUUUAUUUUUUUCAGAGCUAUAUUUCCAGUCCUGAUAAACAGUUUGUAGCAUCAACCAUUCAAGCAAUUGGACGCUGUGCAUCUAAUAUUUCAGAGGUUACAGAUACAUGCUUAGCUGGCCUGGUGCGACUUCUUUCUAACAGAGAUGGUAAGACUACAGUCAAAAAUUGAAUGCUGCAACCAAAACUGCAUGAUGAGAAAGUAUAGUACUUUGUGUGCAAACAAAACUAUAGAAGAUACACUCAAUUCACAGGUUAACUCCAGUAUUAAGGACUUUAAGAUCCAACGACGUGGCUGGCAACGAAAACGUCAUAAAAACAAUAGGUUUAAUGAGCAAAACAACAACUUUGCAUGUGCAUCACACUUUUGUACGUUUCUUUCCCGUUUUUGCACAACUACGACGUGAAAAUGCCCAAUUUCGCGUUUAAUGGAGAACAUAAACAAGCAAUGAAAUUUUAUUUCUCUUUCUGAGUGUAGAUAUGGUCUCUUGAAAUUAGCUUUAGGAGGGUUCGCCUAUAAUUGAAAAAGUAAGUGGGUAGGAAUAAACGCUAUAAAGACUGAAAGAAUGCGAAUUGACUUUUUAAGUGACAUUCUUGCUGCCAACACGUUGUUGGACCUUUAAUUCCCUAUUACCUAGGAACAAAACAGACAUACUGUCAAAAAGCCCAGGGUUACUGUUUUGUCAUCCUGUGUCAUCCAGCAGGCAAGCAAAGCUUGUUACCUUUUAAUAAGAAAUAGAAUGCAGUUAUUCUCUGCAUUUUGAGAUAGAAUCAUGAAGCAACUGCCUAGAUCUUUUCAUCUCUCUCUGAUCAAUGACAAUUAGUGAUACCACUGGCUAUACAGGUUGUGGACAGUUGCUUAUUUUUAUUACCACUCCAUAGCUAAUCUUGACUUUUUUCUGUCUACAGAGGUAGUUGUAGCAGAAAGUGUAGUUGUUAUCAAGAAACUUCUUCAGCUCAAGGUUAAAAACUAAAACUUUUCUGCUUAAAAAUUAAUUUUACUUACAAAAUAUAUGACCAAAGUCAAACAUGAGAGGAAAUAACAGGGCUGUCACUAAGAUUUCAAGUUGCAGGGGUUAAUACAACAAGUAGGUGGGAAAUCAAACAGCUAGUUUGUUCCUUUUUUUUCUUUAUUUUUGUAUGAAAGAAGCUAGGAAUAGCCCUCGGACAGCCCUGAAAUAAUACACACUUGGAAGUAACAGUAGAAAUAAUCAGAUACCGUAUUUGACAUAUUAAUCUGGAAAAUUUACUGCAAAUAUUUGAUUUCUAUGAACUCACCAUUGGCCCAAUAUAAACAAUGUGUAUUUCAGAAAUUUUAGAAACUCUCUAUUUCAGACACAUUUGUAUCAGUUUCAUUCUGCCACAAAAAAGUUACUUUAUGUUGAGUUGAGAUCAGCAGUGGCUGGAUUCAACUAAUAGAUCCGCUUUAACUUUCCACUGUGUCUGUCGUGGACUCAAAUGAAAUACUUUCUUUGUUGGCCUGCUGAACACUCAGUUACAUGUUAUUCUUAUUUUGCUUCUACUGUACUUAAUAUUCCAGCCCAAGGGAAACUCAGAUAUCAUCACACACAUGGCAAGGCUUGUGGAUACAAUUACGGUGUGUAUUACCGGUAGCUCUUGUUUUCAUGUAGUAAAAGGUAUUCAUAGGAUCAUCAACAGGGCUUUGAGGAGGAAGGCAAUAAAUUAUUAUAAAUUUUCACGGCCAGGUAAAAUAUUUAUGGGUAUAACUUCUUUGGGCAGCUGAAUUAAACAAUCAGUUGAUCCAGACACUACAAAACUACUGUUUUAGUUUGAAGCAACAUCAAUUAGCUGUACUAAGUUUCUUUUCUUCACUGGGUACAAUAACUUAUUAGGCCUUGAAUCCUUAAUGCUGUUGAAAUACAAUGGUAACUGUCAAUGCUAUUUCUUCUUAAGGGUUUUCUAAGGCCAUAUUUUUCACUCCAUCUUUGUAAAGAAACCUAAACUCUUUGUAAGUCUAUGGCAAAUUUAAUGUAUUUCCUUGAAUUUUUGUUUUUUGGUUACAAGCCAGGGUGUAGUCACAUUUUCAUUUUUUGUAAUAAUAUUAAUUUUUGUCUUUCCUUGGGUAAAAUUUUUUCAGGUUCCUAUGGCUAGAGCAAGCAUACUAUGGUUAUUAGGAGAAUAUUCUGAGAGAGUACCCAAGGUAGCCCCUGACGUCCUUAGGAAAAUGGCAAAAACAUUUGGAACUGAGGUUAGUUAAUUGCAGUCAGUUCAGAUAUUGUUACACAUGAGUUGCCAUGUUGGUAGUUUGCACUGAUUUUAGUUUUUUUUUCUUUUAAACAGGAGGAUAUAGUGAAGUUACAAAUUCUGAAUUUAGGAGCAAAACUCUUUAUUACAAACCCCAAACAGGUUGGUGACAUUACUAUACUCAUGAUUUCUAGUUAUUUCAUGAGUAAUGUUCUGCCAUUGGGCUAGCCAUAAAGGCCUCUUUUAAUUAAUGAGAUACUAGUAAAUACUUAUUAAUACUAAUAUUAGUAAGAUUAGAAUAUUACCUUUUUUUCAAGCAAAUAAUUAAAUCUAGUUGAAAUGAUUACAACACAAUGUUUUUCAGCCCAUUUCAGCUGUUUAUGGUGUGUUCUUUGCUUACAUGCUUCUUCUUUUAUUGUAGACCAAACUUCUGUGCCAAUAUGUACUGAACCUUGCAAAGUAUGAUCAGAGUUAUGAUGUCAGAGACAGGGCACGAUUUCUGCGACAGCUGCUUAUUCCAAGUGAUGCAGUAAGCUUAAGAAGCUAAUGUUCUCAAUGGUUUUUAAAUCUCCUAUGGAUACUAAUGAAAUGAAAUGUAACAAUCAAUGUUCUGUUCUUAUAGGGUGGUCAUCUUAGUAAAUAUGUGAAGAAAAUCUUUUUGGCGUCAAAGCCCCCUCCUGUUAUAGAGUCUGUCUUUAAAGGUAUGAUUAAACUAGUGUUCAUUUCCUGUUCCACUUUAUUGUCUAAAGCCGAAAAAGUUGUAUCAAAUUGUUUGCUAACUUAUCCAUCUUUUUUAAACUGUGAUUAACUGUUUGUGCAUAUUCUGUCAGUGAAGUUGGUUUGCAGUAAGAUGGCUGAAUUUGUGCCCACCUUGAUGACACAUUUUGUUACUUCCAUCAUAAUCUCAUACUUCUGACUGCAUCAUCCACCUCUGGUUAAUAAUGGCCCUUCCUCCACCGUAAAAACGUUAUUUCCUGCAUGUUUUAGCACCUGUCCCACCUAGCCAAUGAAAUCUUUGUUUUUAUCACUUACCAUGGUUUAGGUCCUGACGUGUUUGUAUGCUUGAAUUUUAGUUGGUCAUAAGAUGAUUUCAAACCUGAUAUUUUAACCUUAAUUUCAGAACGGCAAGGCUUCCAGGUUGGCUCGCUGUCGCACAUGAUUAACCUCAAAGCCAAUGGUUAUCAGGAAUUGCCUCAGUAUCCAGAAGUUGCCCCUGAUCCUUCUGUCAGAAAUGUUGAAGUGAGUCUUAACUUGAGCCGGAGAUAAUCAGUUGCUUGCCAACUGUAACGUACAGGAACAAUAUGAGAGGGAGUCAAGUGGUACUUACCAUUUACAUGGAAAAACUUGAAAUUGCUUUCUGAAAAUCAAGUGGUUUGAGCCAUUCUGUUUGAGCAGCUUUAAAAGACAUGGCUUGUGAUUUGAGCGAAUGUAAUUUUUCUACUCUUUGUCUGUUCUGCUGAUUUGGACAAAGUUUGUAGCAGGUUGUUCUUCCACUGUGUUAAAUUCUAUAGUUUUAUGUUUAUGCAAAAGAUUUCCACCUGGGUGGUUGAUGUAAAUGGUAACCACCCAUGGAGAUGUGAAAUUUUGUUAUACUGUUCAAUCAAUCUCUGGAGACAGCAAUAGGACCUGAAAAUUAUCCAGAUUAACAUGGGGUUCCUUUUGUAAUUACCCUGGUUGAAAAGAGCAGAUACCAUGUCUAUGUUAAAAAAGUUUCUGGUGCCAUUAUUGUCCCAGGAGUAGAUUGCGAGGUAUUUUUAGUUACUGUGUAAAGAUGUAAUUGGUGAAUUUAUUAUGCUGUUCCCAGGUGACAUCAUUUUGGACACCAGGUAACAAGAAAAAGAAUGCAAAGAAAACAUCAUUUUAUUCCUCAGACUCUGGGUCAGAAUCAGGAUCUGAAUCAGGUAUUACUUACUAGUUGCUCUUUUAGUUCUCUAUUUUAAGUGUGCAUGUGUCACAAAUACAACGGCAAGGCAGGAUCACUCACCAUUAUGCUGAAGAGGGAUUGAAAAGCUCUUUAAGUUGUAAGUUCAUGAAAACUUGAUAGGAUCUAUUGCAAAAUCCAAGUUCUAUUAAUAACGAUUUAAUUUUUACUCUUUCUUUAUUUUGUUCUUUUUGAUGUAAGAGUGAAUUUUUGAGUGAGUUAUUUGCUUCCCAGAAUCUGAUAGUGAAAGCGAGGAUGAAAGUGAAAGCAGAAGUGGGUCGGAUUCUGAUAAGGACAAGGAAAGCAAAAGUGAAUCAGAGGCAUCCUCCAAAACUGGUACUUAAAUAUUAUUUUUAUUAUCUAAAUCUAUACAUAUACUUCUUGUACUUACUUGUUUAUGUUGUGGUUCAAUUUCAUCGUUGGUUUAAUUUUUCUUCCAUAAUUUGUUUCAAACUCAUUAUCAUACAUUACCAUACCCAAAAACAAAGGAAGAUAAAAUUUAAACAAAGGAUGAAAUUGAACCACAACAUAAUAAUAUAAAUGAAUAUUUUACAAUAACUGAUUGCACAAGUUUUCAAUAAUUUUCCUCCUAUAGCAUGUGCAUGCGAUUUGCCAGAAAACUUUGCAGGCAACUUGAUACUUGACCAUUUUAUGAUGUCAUUUCACUGAUCUAGAAAAGUGCCAACAAGGGAAAAUAAUGUGUUGGAAAUAAUUGUUAAGAGAUGUUCAAAAAGUUCUGUAUUGGGGCCUUUUUUCCUUUUACUUUUGACUUUUUCUGUGUAGCUAGUUGUGUCUGUUUGAUGACUUGGUAAAAUUUUUGUAUUAAUUUGUGAUCUGACCCCCAAAUUGUUCUCUGCUGACAGUAAGAACCUGUGAAGAGGUUUCUCUAUCUAUGUUUUUUUAAAUUUAGUUUUAUAUAUUUGUUUGUCUCAGGAGGCGAAAGUGAAGAAGAGAGCGAUUUAAGUGAAAGUGAAGAAAAGUCAUCUGAUGAGUCAGAGACAGAGAAAAGCAGUGAAGAAAGCUCAGAUAGCUCUGAGACUGAAGAAGAAAAGGUAUCUCCUAAUUUUCCCAUAUAUCUGCUAUAUUUGCCUUAUUUUUUUCAGUCUAUAACUUCUUUUGCAAAAAAGCCUUUUAAAAAAAAAACCACCAGCAGAUCUCAAGCAGUUGUAUAUGACUAGUAGGCAUUAUGAGAACCUUGGUAGCAUUCAGGGUGAGAAUCUGUCAUUAAACCAUUAUUAUUUGCAAGUUUAAAUAAACUAGCAUAACAGACAUUACUAGAGUCUUAGGCAAUCAGUAAUUUAUUGUAAUGGCAUUUAUUUUCCACAAACCAAAGUUUUUAACUAACCAUUAAAGAAAAGACUUCAAAAAAAAUAUUAAUGCAAAACUCUCCUCAUAUAGCUUUGACUUUUGUGAGUCAUUUUGGCGUUUUUCCUGAUGAAGGCUCCUGAAAUCUUUGGUUUUAAAAGGGUUUUUGAUUCCAAAUGCAUAUGAUUCCUUUAUUACUGAGUCCACUUGGUUACCAGUUUAUUUUCAAAAUAAUAGAUUAUUUGCCUUUGCUUUUCAGCCGCCAGUGAAAAAAUCAACUAAGUCACCUGUUAAGGCUACAAAGCCAGAAAAAUCACCCAGUAAACCCCCUGCUGCAACCAAAGGAGACACUUUGCUAAUUCUGGAUGACUGUAAGUCAAACAUGUCAAGUUGCAACUACUGAUAAUUAAUAUUGACAAGCCCCUUGGAAACAGGAAGUACAUGGUAUUCUGGUGGUUAACACUUCAGAGGUCUUCAAACUUCAGAUCAUUUGGUCUAGGAUUUAAGCUUUGCUCUUACAUUGAUUCCUUACACAAGGAACUUUUCUCACAUUACAGUCUCUGUUCACCUAGGCCAGGUUGUUCGAAGGUGGGUUAAGAUAACCCAAGGUUAUUAUGAAAUUUGAACUCAGAUAUGAGAGCUUAAAAAAAAAAUUCAGUGUAAUUCUCUUUGCCUACGAUUUGAUGAUUGGAUACUCUAAAAAAAUAUAGAAAAUCAUCCAAGAGAGUGCUUUUGAUGAAAAGAAAAAGAAGCCUUGGUUAAAAUUUAACCCUGGGUUAGCGCCAACCAGCGUUCAAACAACUGGGCCCAGGAUUUAUAAUACUGGGUAUGGGUAAGUCAUACUGCUAGGGAUAACCCUUCAUUAAAAUAGCAUCCCAUCUAGCAGAGGAUGGCAGCGUGCCCCAUUCUAUUCUAAAUGAGAGAAUCUCUUACUGGCUUCAAGGACACUUUUACUUUAACCUUUGAUGUUCUAGGCUCUCACCUUCCUUUAAAGCAAUACAGUGUAAUAAAAACUUUAAUGACACUCCCUGAAGAUGGCUUUUCAGUGACAAUAAUAGUUAAUAUUCUAGGAAUGCCUGAAUGGUAGAGCCUCGGGAAGCAGAGGCUAAGGGGCAGAAGUUUUUACACACUGCCUUGUUGCUAGGCAACCACCCAAACCAAUAGAAAGAGAUAUUUAUGACCAAAGCAAGAUCACACUCUGCUUAGUGAUUCUCAUGUGCAUUGGCAUGUUGCACACAUGCUGUGCGCACAACAAAUUUAUAAACCUUCACUCCUUUCAGGCCUUACGGCCCUCGCUUUGUGAGGUACAAGAUAAUAUGUCAGCAAUGUGGUUCAUGUAAAAUAUUAGUGAGUUUAAGAUGCUACAACAGCGACAGUAGUGAAAAUGUUGCUUUAAAAAGUCAAUUUGCUUUCUUUCAAACUUUACAGUAAUUCCAACUAGCUCACUUUUUCAAUUGAUGGUAAAAUGUCCUGGAGUUGAAUUCCUAAGAACGAUGUACAAGUUCAGAAAGAGAAAGAAAAAUUUGCUGCCGUUUAUUUAGCUCCUCCGUAAAAUGUGAGAUUAGGCAGUGUCACCUCGCAGUUGUGUGGUGACAGUAAAGAAAUGUACCUAAAAGUGUGAUGCGUGUGCAGAGUUGUUGUUUUAUUUAUUAAUCUUACUACCAUUUUUAUGUUCUCAUUGCUGUCAUGAUGGUCUUGUUGCUGUCAUGCUAUUAAACCCCCAAUAAUAUUAUUUGGAGUUUAAGAUAUGUUGGUUUUAUUAUUCAAUUUGCUGUAGUGAGUGAGCCAGUGACUCCCAACGUAAGUUCAGGUCCCAGUAACAUCCUAUCACCAAGUCUUGCUUCUGAGAUAGAGUCCUUAUCACUGGCAAAUGAUGUUCCUUCAGCUGUCAUUACUCCUGUAAGUCUCUAUGUGUAUCAUAAUAUUGACUGAAUUUAAGUUGUAAAGGAACUAAUGUAUGUGAGCAAAAUACACCGAAAUUAAAUUAAUGUGGGUGAUGCUUGAUAUACCAAGUCAAUAUAUGUGCUAUGGUGUCGUUCUAUUGUGUGAAGUUUAUUGUGUUAUUGUGUGAGGGCUAGGGAUGUAUUCUAUGUGAUGUCACUUGAGACUUGCUAUUCACUUGGUAUAUUGUGCGCCAGCCAUUAAUGCUUUUAUACAUCAAACCCCUUGGUCUUAAAAUUAUUACUUUGAUCUCUUGCUAUUUGGAAUCAAGUGUCGUCACACCUUCUUAAUUUCAUCAGAGCAUUGGUUCUGGCUGCAUAUAGUUUCAGUAACUAUCUGUAACUAUAAUCAUAGUAUUCCAGAUUUCCCUCCAGUUUUCAAACAGUCAGGUCUCCAUUGAAGCACAAAAGUAAUGAUGGCCAUUCAGUUAUGCUCUUUUGUUUUUGCUUUAUAACAGCUUAGCCCAAGCUUCUCUUCAGCAAAAUCUCAUGAACUGCUUCACCGUAUGCAAGGCAAAGGGCUGAGUGGAAGCUACAAGUUUACCAGAGGACCUUGUAUCUAUUCCACUAAAAUGGUGGCCGUAGAAGUAACAUUAGUCAACCAUACAGAAGCACCAAUUAGCAAUCUAUGCGUGGGCGAGAAGGUAUUUUUCAAUACUAGGAGUUUGGUCUCACCUACAGACUGAAUCGUCUGGCUUUUACGAGAGGUCUUUUCUCAUAACGUGGGAUUAAACUUCAAAAUUAUUUUGAUUUAGAGCACAAAAGAAUUAAAUUGAGAGUGGGCUUUAGUCAACCUUUGAUUUUUCUAAAGGUGUUUAGAGUGAUAUAUCUUUUCUGUGAAUCUGUGAGCAGGUUGUUUUCUCUAUUGUGAAUAGCCUUUAAAUAUUAAAAUCAAUAGAAGUGAAGAACUAGUAACUGUUGUAAAGAAAAUACUUUCACACAAAAAAGACCAGAAUCAGAUUCAAGUUUAAGCUCAAGUUAGGCAUAAUUGGCCUUCAAAUCACUGGGCUCAGACUGAUUUACUUUUGGUAUUUUACAGAAAUUGGCAGCAGGGAUGAGUAUGCAUGAAUUUCAAGAAAUAGGUAGGUUUGUUUUCAAGUAUUAUUCAAUUAUUUGUUUAAAAUAGUACGAAUCUUAUACAUUGUUAUGAUUAUAUUUUGUUUUAUAGCAUCACUGGGACCUGGAGCAACAAUUGCUGUGACAUUAGGAAUUGAUUUUAAUGACACAACACAGUCUGCUGGGUUUAACUUAUGGUAAAGAUACUUAGAUAAAAUUACUACGUAAGAUAAUAUAAGUCAAUCAUUUAAAACACUUAGGCUGUAUUCUGUUUAGCAAAAGUAAAAUAAGAUACAAUAUGCACCACACAAGCCAGGUUUUUUUACAAGUCAAGAAAUCCUCGUUUAAUUACGUCUAUGCAUUUGAACUUAAAAUACAGUAGAUUCCUUGUGAAAAAUUCCUAAGCUAAAGGUAUUAUGUUUAUUUAGAGUUUUAGUAAUAUUAUCAUAGUGCCCUGAUAAACAUGUCUUCUCUGUGUAAUAAUGUACCAGGGCUUGCAUAUUUGUAUCCCAGCUAUUUCUAAUGUUACCAAAUUAUCAGUGUGUGAGGAAAAUUGAAGGAAGCCCAGUGCUCUGAACCUGUAAAAUCCAGGGCACCCAGCAUAUGAUUUGUAUGAAAAAUCUGAGAUUUUCUAGUUGUGCGGGAGCAACAGUUAGGCGCCAGGGGCUACCGGGCUCUACUAGAGCACAGCCCUGAAGAUACUGUGCAUCUCAGGGAUAAGGUUCAUUCUGUGGCUUUUUAUUAGGUUAUUGAUUGAAUGACAACUCUACACUAGCUUGUUGACAUUUUAUUACCUGAUGUUUUAGUACACAAAGCAGCAAGUUUCCAGUGAGUAUCAAAGCUCCCGUUGGUGAACUAUUACAAGGCUGUCCUAUGACUGAGGCAGACUUCCUCACCAAGCAAGGUUUGUUAAUCUCUUUCUUAUCAUUAGGUGAAAUUAUACACUGCCUCAUAUAGUUAUCGUAGUUAACCAUGGUUUGUCAGGAAAAAGAAUUUAUUUAAAUGUUUGUUUCAGAUUUCAAGAAGAAAAUAAUUUAAUUACUAUUUGGUGAAUUCUUUCAGGUAAACUGCGUGGUUUGAAUGAGAGUUCUGGAAAGCUUGAGAUUCCCAGCAGUCAGACUUCAGAAGAACAGGUCUGUGCAAAGGUGAAGGAAGCUGCUGCUGUUGCCUAUAUAGGAGCCGCACCCCUCCCUGAAGGGGCUGCUACAUACAGAUUUGCAGGUCGCACAAUAUCUGGAGGGACACAUGUCUUAGUGACAGUUAAAGUACCCUCCAGUGGAAAAGACAGCUUAAUUACAGUGAACUGUGAAAAGAUGGCAAUUAGCUCCAUGCUAGUCAAAGAGAUCAAACAGGCUUUGCAGUAACACAUCAAGUAAUUCAAGGCUAUCUACAAAGGCUGAAUGUUACUCUUAUUGACAGCAGCAAAAAGCGAUUAUUCUCCUCAGCUACAUACAUUGUGUGCUUGUCUUACCUCCUGUUCUAUAGUAUUUCAAAAAUGUUUGUGACAGCCCUGUGGUUUUCCAAUGCUUCAGUCUUCAUCCAGUGAAGUAAAUUAACAUUGCUGUUUUUGAUUUUAUGCUCUUCCAGCCUCAUAGUAACAUGAAUUUUCCUGGAAAACGUAUUUUGUUCCCAAUGGAAAAUCAAUGCCCACCAAAUAAUUGAAUAACAAUACUUUUCACAUGAAUGUAAUGAUUCGGAUGUAUUUACAGGGUGCAAAGAAAAUCAUUUUUACAGCUUGCCAUUCGGGCAAGCUGAAGCUAACACUUACUAGCCCAGAUGUCAUUUCAACUAGCUCCGAAAGCUUUUUGACAAGCAGAAUUGAUUUCACAGUUCUUCUGUUAUUCAAAUUCCUCAAAAAACAUCACUUGCCCGUCGGGAAAGUUAAAAACAGAAUUCACUAGCCCGAUAGAAAAAUCCACUAGCCCUGGGCUAUCGGACACUACUUUCUUUGCACACUGUAUUUAGGUGGUAUUAUUCAACAAACAUUGGUUCCCUGUUUGGCCUAUAUUGGUGCUAUAUUGGGCCUAUGUCUUGAGGGAAUAGACUACUUACAGUCCCCUAUUAUUCUGAUCAAUACUAACUUAAGGAGGAUAUGAUGAGCAAAAUAUGGGUAGAGGUUGGGGGUGGAAGAUUGUAGAGACAUUUUCCACAAGCUUUAUUACUUAGGAAUCUUUUUUUGAGCUCUACAAUGGAAUGGGAAAAUAGGGGGGUUGUGAAAUAAAAUAGUGUAGGAGAGAGAGUAGAAAUUAUGCUUACGUAAUGGUACAAUUCCAGCAAUCCUAUUAAAUUUAUUCUCACAAAAGUGCAACUACUUGAAAUGGGCAUAAAGUAAUUUUGAGAAAAGUUCUUAUUUUAUGGCAUCAAAUUGUGUUUUUUUAACAAAUCAUAAUAAUGGAGAAAAUGGAUGUUGCAAAACAAAAUCCAAUAAUAAACUGCCCAAAUACCCUAGUUCUGUGAUUGAAACUGUUAGGUUUGGAACUUAAAGAUCACUGUGCAUGAGUAAUAAACAAUUUUUUUUUUACCAAGACUUUCAAAGUCCUGACUGGCAGUAAAAUUGUCACAAAGUCAGUGCUGCCCAUUGUCAGAGUUUAGCACUAUUAGGCAGUUUUGGGGCCGGACACCAACUUUCAGGGUCAAAUAUAAUGACCGAAGUGUGGCAUGGACAAACUGACUGGCUGCCACUUAAAGAGAGGUAUCCACCUGACAGAGGUUUCCAUUAACUCUUUUAACCCCAAUAUCCACAUACAAUUCUCCAGACUGAUUUGCAUACAUUUCUUUAAAGAAAUACCGUAAAAUUCUGAAAAUAAGCCCCUCCAUGUAUAAGCCUCUCCAAAUAAUUAUAAGCCCCCCAAACCGGUAAUGCAAAAAACCCUCCGUUAAAUCACCCCUCCAAAUAUAAGCGCCCCAGGGGCUUAUACUUGGAAAAUUGCCCUCAGAUACAAAGUAAAACAAAGCAAAAACAGUAAAUUUACUGGCAGCUAUAAGGCUAGCUCAAUCGAUUUUGAAACACAAAUUUCCCUCCGAAUAUAAGCCCCUCCAAAAAUAAGCCCCUCAAAAAGGGCCAUUGAAAAAUAUAAGCCCCGGGGUUUAUUUUCGGAAUUUUAUGGUAGUUGAGGGAAUUUGAUGAAAGAUCAAAACAGUUAACCCAUUGGUGAUCAGUUUAUUAAUUCUUGUGUACUGAUAAUGUUUAGAGGAAAUAAUUAUGUUGGUCACUUUUGGGACUCAAAGGGUUAAAAGAGAGCAGACUGUAUAAUUUCAGUCUAAUCAUAACUAUAACAAAAUUCUCAAAUCUGAUUGGUUAUCAACUUUUUUCACUGCUAGCAAAGAAAAUUUUAAGAAUUUCUUGUGUUUUAAUUAGAAUAAAAGGUAAAAUGUCACAAAUUUUGUUAUAGUUAUGAUUAACUGGUAACAGAACUUUGUGUUGUCCAAUUUAGUCUGUAAUCAUACUCGUGAUUAACAAAUCGGACUCCGGCGAUUUUCUUAAAUCACUUGAUUGAUUACAGACCGAAUUGGAGUCCACUCAGUCCAAUUACCUUUAUUAAUUAACAUGGUGAGAUAAAUGUAUGCAGAUCCUUGAAUGUGCAUAAUACAGGAAUGGAGC
Messenger RNA from Porites lobata, 18969 nucleotides. The record is from the annotation of a GenBank genome assembly. Lineage: Eukaryota; Metazoa; Cnidaria; Anthozoa; Scleractinia; Poritidae.